Molecule: messenger RNA, 3798 nt
Organism: Schistosoma intercalatum
Lineage: Eukaryota; Metazoa; Platyhelminthes; Trematoda; Strigeidida; Schistosomatidae
Source: the annotation of a GenBank genome assembly
GCGCCGUAUACGGUAGUGCCGCUACUAGUCCAUGUGCUUCAACUGUGGCAAGUCAUAUUAACAUCGGAAAGUCUGUUAGAAUUAGGGUUAGAAUUUAGGGUUAAAAGAUAAUGUCACAAAGCUAUUCAGCUUUAUAGAUGGGUGAGUUUUGUGACAGGAUCCAAGACUUGCUAUCCUUAAAUUCAUUAGUUCGUCCAUAAAUUAUAAUCUCACCAUAAUUUGACCGACACAGCUGUGCCAACCUUGGUAAAGGCUGUGGAAGCGUUUGUUGAGAUAAAUUUAGUGUAUGUGCCGUGAGUCCUUAUCUAAAAGGUUGUGGUUGUAAAAUGUAACGGAUUAUUCAACAAAAACACAAAUUUAUGACCAUGCAAACCCUGUAUAGUUUACUAUCUUGCUAACGAACUACUCACGAAUUUCUCAUAGUAUUUGAGGACUGGCUUAUUGUCUACUCGUGAAUGCUUAUCUCUUAAGUAUAUUCGAAAGUUAAUUGCAUCAGAAAUCAAUUUGGUCAUAUGGUUAGAAAAUGUGUGAUUUGACUUGGCAAACCAAAAACUAGUCCGUGCAUAUGUUAGUAACUACUUUCCCACUAAUCAAGUCAUUCAACUUGAAUGUUUGUUGGGUGUUAUUUCUUCCACUCUAAGCAGAUUCCACCUAAUAGUGACUUUUGGAACUCCCAAAUGUAAGAGACUGAUAGUACAGGUCGAAAAAAUGCUUUCGCUCACAAAUCAACUGGAUGUUCUGAUAUUAGAAUGUAUUUAUUUCUACCUUAAGUAACUUUUUAAGUUAAAUGUUAGGCUAAUUGAUUUGCGUUUACAAUAACUAGUUACUAUCAAAUGCUUGCGAGCAAAGCUUCGUUGAACGAUUUAAAAGCUUGUAAAUGUUGUAUUUAGCCAAUCCCAUAUCAACACCUUCCUAGUAGAAUCAUUGUUCUUUUUCUGCAUAUAUAUCUUGGUUUGUCUUUAUUGCGUAGAUAUUUUUAUAUAACCACCAAACAUGUUACGCAUUUUUCGGCAUAUGCUUCUAAUUUGCUUGUCCUUCGUACGUCCGAAAUACGCACUCAUAGCCUUCACUUUACCCCGUAGUCAUCUAACCUCAUCAUAGGCAGUUUCUGCCGUACUUAUGUUAGAACAACCUCAAGAGGUAAACUUCAUCUCUUCCAAAAUAAUGUUUACGCACCAGACCUUAUGUUUUAUAUGAACAGUACCAGAUGUUAAUAAAUGAAGUCUUCAUUUAAUAUAUACUAACAAGCACUUGUAGUCUUUUCACAUUAUGGGAUUUAUUAUCGUAGUGGGACCAAACUAAUUAUGAAGUUGCAAGUCAGGUAUAUUUGAUACAAAUAAAUACUCAUACAAAUCAAGUUCGUUAAGAAUUGAAAAAAAUCGCAAUAGUUUACUCAAUUGUUGAAUUUGGCUUUAGUAAAAAUAGAGAAACUGUUAAUAGUAACUUACACAUUGAUUCGUUUUCUGUGUUGUAUAGAUUUGACUAAACAUUAUUAAAGAAUUAUGGGUCGUCGUAGACCGAUAUCACAAUGCAGACAGCAUAUUAAACCUGAAAUGAAACAAAAUGAGUUGUUCGAAAAGUAUUAUAAAAGUCUAGGAAUCGUUCCUGAGGAUGAAUGGGCAGAUUUCAUCAGCUAUUUGAAAAGAGAUCUGCCUAUCACAUUUCGGGUAACAGGAUUUCGAGAUCAAAACAAGGAAUUAUUACGACUUAUCAAACAAAAGUAUCGGAAAGAUAUAUCUGAGAUGCAACAUUAUAUGUGUGAUGAAAAAGAUCAGACUAAUGGUACUUUUGAAUCAUUACCUUGGUAUCCGAAUGAAAUGGCGUGGCAACUGAGUGUCAGUAAAUAUGCGGUUCGCAAAACAGAGGAACUCCGGACGUUGCAGCAAUUUUUGGUGUCUGAAACAGAGUCAGGUAACAUCAGUCGUCAAGAGGCUGUGAGUAUGCUACCUCCGCUUCUUUUAGAUGUGCGCUCACAUCAUACAAUCCUUGAUUUAUGUGCUGCGCCUGGAUCCAAAUCUGCACAACUCGUUGAAUUGCUACAUUCUGAUGCAGAAGCAGUUCAAUCGAGAAUUGGUGUUGAAAAUGCCUCAAAGUAUGUUGAGCCUACAGGAAUGGUUAUUGCGAAUGAUUUUGAUCAGAAAAGAUGUUAUAUGAUGGUUCAUCAAGUGAAACGUUUACAAAGCCCUUGUGUUGUGAUAACUCAAGAGGACGCUACAUGCUUCCCACGUCUGUAUAUAACUCUAUCACCAGAUGAAAAGACUAGUCAGAAAGAUUUGCGCCAACUAAUGUUCGAUCGUGUUUUAGCAGAUGUACCAUGCAGUGGAGAUGGAACGCUUCGCAAAAAUCCUGACCUUUGGUUACGAUGGUCGCCUAAUCUGGGUAUUGGUGAACAUCCUUUACAAUGUAGAAUCCUAAAAAGGGGUUUGGAGCUUUUGCGUGACCCAGUUGGAGAUUCUACAAGCUAUCCUCGGCUAGUUUACUCUACUUGUAGCUUUAAUCCUGUCGAAAAUGAGGCUGUUGUGGCCUCAGUGCUACACGCGUGUCAGGGAGCUGUUCGGUUAAUCGAACCGGAUCUUUUGGAACGAAUAUUACCAGAUUCUUCUGAAAACAAGGAUUCAAGUAGACGGAAAUUUAAAUUCAGACCAGGUUUAAGCGAUUGGCGUAUCAUGGACAAAAAAGGAGUUUGGUUUACGUCAUAUGACGAAGUCCCCACAGGCCAGCGGAAUUACAUAUGCCCUUCCUUAUUUCCUCCAUCUAAUGUAUCAGAUCUACAUUUGGAACAUUGUAAACGUGUUUUACCUCAUGAUCAAAACACUGGUGGGUUUUUCAUUGCUGUUUUAGAGAAAAUUGCACCAUUACCUUGGAUGAAUGCUACAAAGCGAGAGGUUUCUGUAAGUAGCAGUCAAAUCAACCAACCAGACAAACAGCUUGAACCAAAAGAUGAUUCAGGACCUCCAUGUGUUGCUAAAAAAUCACGUAUCUUUCAUGAAAAUGGAUUGACUUAUAUAGAUUCUACUUUGGAUCCAAUUUGGUUAACAAUUCGUGAUUAUUAUAAAAUAAAGGAUAAGUCAUCUUAUAAUGGUGAAUCAUCUUUGAUAUCAUUUUGUGCAGAUAACCUACUUUCACGUUCUGGUGGGGAAGGAAAUCGCUGUCGAUUUCUCUACUAUACAAAUAGUGUUAUCAAAAAUAUGGUAUCGACAAAUAAGGAAAGAGGAUUGAAAAUAGUCAACACUGGUGUCCGAAUAUUUUCCUCUGUUGAAGAUAAACAAUUUGAAGGAUAUCGUUUAUUACAAGAUGGAAUUGAAGUAGCUGAUGCUUUUAUACCCCUAUCAAGCGAUCGUCGUGUUCGUCUCACGUCAAAUGAAUAUUGUGAUUUAGUGUUACUUUUAAAGUAUGAGAUGCCAUUGUUAAGUCUUAUGACUGAAUCAACUCGUCGUCAGUGUGAAAAUCUAUCACCUGGUCCAAUUUUAAUUGAUUAUACACCUAAUGCUACUGACUUCACAAGUGAUGAUGGAUCGUGGACAUGUGAUAGUUUACCUCGUUGCAGACUUGUAUUUUCUGGUUGGCGUGGAGCUAAAAGCAUACGACAUUAUAUCGGACGUUUUGAACGAUUACAUUUCAUGAGACUAGCCAACAUUGAACCUAGUCCGUGUAUCAUGGGACACACCGCUAAGGAAUUAGUAGCUCACGUAAAUUCUGAAUCCAAUGAAGAUGUUGAAUGAUUGGUUCAUUUGUACACUAUUUCUGUGAUCAAUGUUAUGUACCAAUUUUUACUAAUCAAGAUACACGACCUUAUGG